UUUUCUUCAGAAAGUUGCAAAAUUUUGUGGAAAUAAGAUGGCAUCUUUAUAUUUAGAGAUCAGAACUAGAAGUAGACAAAUACAGUGAGAAGCAGUUAUUGCAGUUUCAUAAUUCGUAGUCUUUGUUUAUAAAUACUAAUGCAAUUUUCUUUUUAUUUAUUUCUCAGAUUUAAUAUUAGCUGUAUUGCUUAGAUAUAAAUAAGUUUUAAUUCACGGUAAAUAUAUUCUUUUUUAAUUAUAAUCCUGCGCUUAAAGUGCGCGAUGGAUUUAUUAUGGAAAGUUAGUUCGAAAGCUAAAGAAAUAUUAACUCAAAAAGAAGAAGCAUCUGAAAAUCAAGGCGAAGUUAAAGCCGAAAGUUCUGACGAUUUUGCUGCUGGACUUAGAAGUGAGAAACCCGUGUCAUCUUUAAGUCUAGAAACACAACAAGGCAACUCAGAUAGAGAAGCUUCUUCUGAAAGCGAAGGGGUUAUUUCCGAACAUAGUACUAGUCCUAUAUCCAAAGAAUCUGAUCGCAAUUCUGAAGGAAAUGAAGAUCCAGAAAAGAGCGGUGUCAAAGUGGGCAUUUCUGCAGGCGAUUUAAAAGAUGUCUCCAAUAAAGCUGUAGAAUCUGCUAAAUCAUUUGGAAGUUUCUUAUAUGGCAUUGCAAACAAAACUGGCCGCACUCUAACUGAAACUGCUAAACAAUUAAAAACUACUGUGGAAGAAAAUAGUAUUUUAGGAGAUUUCAAUAAGGAACAAGAAGCAUUUGUUACUAGUAAAAAUGCUGAUGCCAAAAAUGAAUCUCCUCCUCCUUGGGUUGGUACAGAUAACGAAGAAAGUGUAAAAGAGCAAGUUUUAUCUUUGUCAGCAGAUAAACGAAAUUUUCUUAGGAGUCCUCCAACUGGUGUUAUGUUUGAUUUUGACUUUGAUAGCAUGUAUCCUAUUGCUAAAACCAUGCUAAAAGAAGAUCCAACAUUGGAGAAAAUGAGAUUUGAAAUUGUUCCAAAACUAAUCAAUGAAGAGAACUUUUGGCGUAAUUAUUUCUAUCGAGUAUCAUUGGUCAAACAAUCGUCUCGAAUCAGCAAAAUGACUCACCAAAAGAGUAGUAGUGGUGAUUCCACACCUACUUCUCCAGCAAAGAGUUCAUCUGAAGAUAGUAUUAAAGCUGGUAUGGACAAAACUACUGCUGAUGCUGGUGGUGGAGCUGAUUCUGAUGCAACUGAUAGUCCAAACCAUGAGUUUGUUAGUGAUUCCUUUCAAUCUAGCAAAGUAUCAGCUGAAGACAUCAAACAAGGAAUGAAGAUGCUGGGUGUUACAGACAAAUCUAGCAAGGAUGAUGAUUGGGAAAAGGAAAUGCAACAAGAAUUACAAGAAUAUGAAGUAGUUGCUGAAGGUAAUGAAGAUGAUCCAGAUUGGGAAAAUGAAAUUGAACAGAUGCUGGAAGGCAAAGUUAAAGAUGCGGUUUAAAACAUUUACUAGCUAUGUAUAAAAUUCUAUUGAAACCUUUAUUCUCACAAUUGUUGUGUUGAUAUGUUAAUUAUUUUCAUACCAAAUGUAUCAAAUGUUCCCAAAUAUUCAUGAAAUAUAUUGAUAUCGUUAAUAGUAUAUGCUUGUAAAUGUUUUGUACAAAUAAGGAAGUUUGUAUAUAUUUUGAAAUGUUUAUUAAGUGUGCAUACAAUUUUUUUAUUAAGAAGGAAUAUAACCAUACAUAUUUUUUAUUUACUUUAAAAAGAUAUAAGGGUAAAUCAUGUUAAUUUUUCAUCUUGAAUUAAAGUAUAGAUAAUACUAUUUAUCCUAAAUUAAAUAAUAUUGCUUCUGUAAGACCCUGAUAGUAUAUUAUCCCCUUCUUUAAAGUUUUAGUCUUACAUCAGUACGUUUUCUUAAGUAAAAGAAUAUUUUCUAGAAAAAUUGGUUUUUAUAGAGUCAAAACAUUCAUCUUAAUCAUUACUUUAAGAAAGUAUUUUGCGAUACUUCUUUCUUUUUCUAAUUAAAUACUUUGAGAAUAUUUUUUGGGUAUUUGUGAUGAAAGUUUUCCUGUGAUUUUUAAGCAUUUGUAUUAGCCAUAUAUAAUAGGAUUGCUACUUUCAAGGUAUUGCACAAAAAUCUUUUUUAUAAUUAUCUAUAUCCAGUAAAACCCUGAUUUUACUUUUUUUCAUCAGAUCAGCGAUAAAAAAACGCGCAAAGCGGGAAAACAUAAAAUCAGAAUUAAAAAAUUCCAAGCAUAUUUUUCAAAAAUUGACACUUGCCAGGUGAACUGCUAGAAAAAAGUAUGUAAUCAUUAUUUGUUUUUUGUGUUUAGAUAGAAUAUCUAUGAUUGCCUAUUCAAUACUAAUAAUUUUUGCAAAUUCGCUUCUUAGUUUACAUUUGCAAAUAAAAAUUGUUUCUGAGUUUAUAUGCUUGAUUAGUUAUGGGUAUGUGCUCUGUUUUUUUUUCAUUUUCAUCAUCACUACCAUCCAAACCAAGCAUUAAAUCAGUUAUCUAAGGAAUUUCUGAAGUGAUGAGAUUGUCGAGGUUGAUAUAUGCGUCAUCAACUUACAGAAAAUUUUCACCUUCAGCCACACCAUUUUCUUUUAUUUGAAGGACUAAUGUCCUCAUUGAAUAUUGAAAAGUCUGCUUUAUUAAAUCCGUUUGUUAUGGAUUUUUUAUUAACUUUUCCCAAACUGAGCACUUUAAAUUCCGAGCUUCCAGAACAUUUAUCUUUGUUUUAAAAGCAUUCUGCAAAUCUCCAGAAUAAAGAAAAAAAGAAGAGAUUUCCUAACCAAUUGUUUCUUGUAAUGAUCUUUGAACAAUUGGAUGAUCUCUAAACUUCCACAUUUUUUAUUUAAGAUCCAAAUGAGCAGUGCAUUGAUGAAGAAACAAAUUGAUUUUUUGCAGUUGCAUUUCUUAAUUAUAUUUUUGAAUUUUGCUUCUUUCACCUCUCUGGUUUCCACAAAGGAAGAUACAUGCCUCAAUGAAAAAUGGACUAACAGGUUUGAAUUUGAAAAAAACUUUGAGCAUUUUGGGAAAAAAAAAUGAUUUGAUCUGUCGCAAGGAAAACCACAUUAGGAUUUUCAUAAAAGGGUUAAUGUAAGAUAUAGGAUAUUUUAACCUUAUCGGUUGAAGCAAUUUUCAUGAACCAGCAGAAAAUGACUUUAGAAGCAGGAUAACGUAAGAAAUGAAUAACCUAAAAAACCGGGUUCCACUCUAUAUAUGUUUUCUAUUUUAAAAAACGUUUGUUAAGAUUUAGUGUUAUGUUUAAAAUAUUAAUAAUAUGAUUUAUGAGUAGCUAAUAUCUUUAGUGCAGUAAACAUUGUAUAUUAUGUAUCACAUUUGUAGUUCUCUGAUCUUACUCCAUGAUCAGUCGCUCCUCUAAUAUAUAAACUAACAUUCCUUAUCUGAUAGCAGAAAUUAAUAUUUUGUGUGUACUAUUUAUUUUUUAGCUCUUAUAAAUAUUGUAUUUAAUUAAUUUUUGCAGCUUUUUUUUUUACUUUGAUAUACCAUAGAGUUUUAUGCCUUUAUAGAUGGAUGCUUAAUUAGUUUAUCUUAUUUUGUGUGCCAUCAAUUCAACAAGUCAAUAUCUUGUGAUGAUAAGAUUGAAUUUAAAUAGAAAAUAGAACUUGGAUUUUAACAAACGUUACUAUUAUUGUCUAAAAAAAUUCAUUUUAAUACUUAUAAAAAAACUCUACUAUUAAAGAGUUACAAUUUUUUCCUCCCAUACAUUUGACUUGGAAGCUAUUAAUAGUGCUUUGUGAAGUUAUAUUACUGUUUUUUUAGACUUGUAGUUUUUUAAUUUGACUUAUGUACUGUGCAAUCUUUUAGAGUCUUAAUGAUGUUUUUCUAAUUCGUAUUUAUUUUUCUGUCAGUAUAGCAUUUAAUAUUUUUAAAACCAGCAAGUAAGAGUAAAGCAUUUUUGAGUAUAUGCACUUAGAUAUCAGAUAAGGUAAAAUCAAGGAUCUAAUAGAAAAUGUUAAAUUUUACUUUUUAUGUAAAGUUUAUUUUGACUGUAGCACAAUAAUAUAAUAUUCAAAGAAAGUAUCCAAUAACCUUAUAGAAUAGUUAUGUUAGUAGCUGUAUUAGAGUUUAAUUGUUCUAAUAAUCGUAUUUUAUGUUACUAUAGUGUUUAAAAUAACUUUAUGCAGUGUGAAAUAAGUGUACACAGUUUACUUUAUGCAUAAAAACCUGAAAGAAAUCAAAAUUGUAUCUUAAUUAAAAAUUUGGUAUUAUGUACCUUUCGAAAUCUUGAAAAAUUUUCACCCAGUAAUUGCUUAGGCAUUGAAUAUCCCGAAAGCAAACAUCUUUUAUUCUGAUUCCAAAGUAAAAGCAUUUGAAUAGUUUAGUUAUUAGCUAAUAUAUCAAAAUAUUGAUACAAAGAAACGUUUUGGUCUAUUUACAAAUGGCAUUUUACACUAAUUUGUUUUUGUCUUAAUGUAUGUUUUAAGUUUAAAUUAGUGUAAAAUCUGUAAGUUCUCACUCAGGUUAUUAUUAUUUUUUGUUAGUCUUCAGAAAAGUUUAAUUUGAAUAUAGUGUGUCAGAAUAUAUUAAUUGGGAGGAAAAAGUCCAUGUACAUUUCUUAGUAUUUGAACUCUGUUAGAGUUUUAGCAAUGUUCAUUUUUAUCCUAUUUUAGUUUCAAUUUGUAUUUUAAAAUUAGUUAUUUUUCCCCUCAUUUUUUAUGUGUUCAGACAUUUUAGGUAUUAUUGCAGUGCACAAACACAGUUUAAUAUAAAACUUGCUUUUAAAAAAAAUAUAUUGUUACAUACUCUAAUGCAUGAUAGAAAUUAUUUUAAUUAUCUAGGUACAGAUUAUUGAAUAGAUUUUACUUGCUAGUUUCAUGUUUUAUUUGAAUGAGAUUUAUAUAACUUUUUAGUUUUUGUUCAUAAAUGUAUACUUUGUUUUUUAGUUUUCAAUAAUAAAUGCAACUUGUAAUGAGAAAAUUUACUCUUGUCCUUAGAAUAGAAUAGAUUGUGUUGAAAAAUAAUCUAAAGUAUGUCACAAUGGAGUAAUGCCAUUCAUUAAGAUUUUGAAUUUGUGCAAACUAUGCAAAAAACUAUGCAGAAAACUAUGCAAAAGAAACUAUUUUUUUAUUGGUUCAUUUCCUUAGAAAUGCCAAACAACGUGUGAAACUGUCGCACUGGGGAAAAUCUCGUUACAGAUUAGUCAGCUGUGAAUUAUUUAUAUCAUGUAAUGUAAUAUUGUUCUAUAUGAAUAUAAAAAUUGUUUUGAUGCAAA
Parasteatoda tepidariorum (common house spider) is the source of this 5185-nucleotide messenger RNA. It is a transcript of the gene Sap47, whose product is annotated as Synapse-associated protein 47kD. The record is from RefSeq and is a predicted model, not a curated record. Gene Ontology annotation, cellular component: synapse; nucleus; cytoplasm. Gene Ontology annotation, biological process: TORC2 signaling; regulation of short-term neuronal synaptic plasticity. Lineage: Eukaryota; Metazoa; Arthropoda; Arachnida; Araneae; Theridiidae.